AUGGAUUUGGCGAUUCGUUUCAAUGGGGAGCGGCACUUGCUGCGGCUGCCAGCCGGAGCAACUGUUGAGGAGCUGCAACACCAUGUACAGCAAGCUACACAGCUGCAUCCUCAGCAGCAGCUGCUGCGCUGGGGCUUCCCUCCAAAGUCGAUCCCAACAGAGCAGGGUCAGCGGCCACUGUCUGACUUAGGCUGCAGUAACGGGCAGCUCAUCUUAGUCGAAACAACAAAGCCCAACGCGAUCGGUAGUCUGAACAAUGGCAGGGUUGGCGGCAACUCCACUAGCAGUGGCUCCUGUGCAUCUUCAAAGGCAGUCUCCCCAGAAGCACCCACAUCGGCCCCCGCCGCCCCUACACUUCGAGACUUCGGGAUUCAACAACAGCAGACGGAGCCGCCGUCCGCUUCGUGCGAGCUUCCUGCAGGCGUAUCUGGUGCAUUGCUUGAGUGCCUUGAGGCUUCGGCUGCUGCCGUCGCUUCGGCGCCUCGGCCUGCCGUCUCACCCUACCCUCCCGGGGGAUACACAUUUGUGCGGCUGCCCGUUCCAGCUGACGACAGUUGUCUCUUUGCCUCCAUAGCAGUGGUUGCAGUGCCUUCAGUCUCUUCGCAGCAGCUGCGAGAUGUGGCUGCCCUAGGAAUCCUGAAGAACCCGGAUACGUUCUCCGAGGUUGUUCUUGAGAUGCAGCCUCAGGACUAUGUGUCUCGUCUGAGAAACAGCCGCACAUGGGGAGGCUACGUGGAACUGGCGGUCCUAGCUGAACAGCUGCGGCAGCAGAUUGCAGUCGUCGAUGCAGAAACGUGCAGACUCGAUCUGUACGGAGAGAAGUACACGACUAGGAGGAGCUAUCUUUUGUACGAUGGUAUCCACUACGAUCCCCUAGUUGUUGUCGCUUCUCAGGGCAGAGAUGGCACUUCAGGGGCGCUUCAGAGGCCUUCGCAGUCCUCCCCUGCCGACAUGCUGACGGUAUUUUCUCCAGAGGAUGCAGCUGCAGCAGCCGCCGCCUCAGCCGUAGGACACGUGGUGCAGCAGCAACAGGGCUAUGUUCGGGCAGGCGGGAUGCUUGCGAGAUGCCUCGUGUGCGGUGAACUAUCAAAAGACAACGAGGCUAUGCGGGCGCAUGCAAAGGCUACGGGACAUCAAAACUUUGCCCACAUUCAACAGUAG
Messenger RNA from Cyclospora cayetanensis, 1161 nucleotides. Its product is annotated as ubiquitin thioesterase OTU1. Gene Ontology annotation, cellular component: nucleus; cytosol. The transcript has a single exon. Gene Ontology annotation, biological process: endoplasmic reticulum unfolded protein response; protein deubiquitination. Gene Ontology annotation, molecular function: cysteine-type deubiquitinase activity. Lineage: Eukaryota; Apicomplexa; Conoidasida; Eucoccidiorida; Eimeriidae. The record is from RefSeq and is a predicted model, not a curated record. Bases 1 to 1161 code for a protein of 386 amino acids.